UCAGAUGCUCGCCGUGGGGGUGCGUCAUGCGCUCCUUUUUCGCUCGCUUUGCGCUUGCUGUUUGCGUCCCUCUACUGUUGUUGUUCGUUUGUGGCAUCAGGGCUUCAAGUUCGUUCAUUUCCAUCAAACAGGGCGACAGUUCCAAACAUUAUCUCAAUGAGAUAGAGCAUUUUAUGGGACAGAAGCCAAGCAAAUCAGCGAAGAGAGGUCAAGAUAUAAUACUAAAAAGAAUCAUGGGCAAAGCCGAUCGUACUAAAAAAUCCGGAGAAAUGAAGGCGGUUGAAGGUGGUGGUAGCAAGCGGAAGCGCGAACCUCCAAAGCACUAUGUUGCUGAGGCGACCACUAGCAAGCGCCAGAGAGUCAGCAACAGGGACAAGGGGAAGGUUACCAAGCACAGAGAAAGGGAAGAAAGCGACUCUGAAGAAGCUGAAUAUGAAGUUGAGAGCAUCAUCGAUGAGAAAUUUGUGCGAGGAAAGCGUCAGUUCAAGGUGCGAUGGCUCAACUAUGGACCCAAGCACGACUGCUGGGUGCCUGAGGAGGACAUGAGCGCCAAGAAGCUGAUCCUGGAAUUCGAGCAGAAAAAGGCGGCUGAGGAAGAGAACGAAGACGAAGAUGAUGACUAUGAGGUCGAGGAGUGCAUUGAUGUGCGUGGAACGAAGGGCAACCGGGAGUUCCUCAUCAAGUGGAAGAAUUACUCCUCCCGUUCCAACACUUGGGAGCCUGAGGAGAACCUCGACUGCCCAGACCUGAUGAAAAAGUGUCUUGAGAAGAAGAAGAACCCCAGCAAGGCAGCUCCCAAGAGCAAGAAGACCCCGAAGAAAAAGGGGCCGGGAAAGAAGACGCCAAAUAAAAAGCAGAAGAAAAAUGCGAAGAACGGCAAAGCAGACGAGUCCGAAGAAGAAACCCAUGAAGAAGCGAUAGAGGACGAAGCGGAGAAGGAGGAGACUGCUGAAGACGAUGAAGAUGAUGCAGAACAAGAUGAAAAUCGCAAGGAAGAUGCAGAGGAGGAGGGCCACGCUGACAACGAGGAGGAGCCUGACGAGGACGAUGAGAAGCCCUCCAAACCAGGACCCAAGUCGAAGAAGAAGAAGUAGGCGUGAGUUGUACAAAAACUUUUAAUCUUUAUACUUGGCCCUCGGACACACAAAACAAUGCUUAGCAGCCGAUUCAUCGCUCCCUGCGAUGGCCAGCAUUUCAUUUUCAAAUAUGAUUAAUUGUAACGCUCUAGAUAUUAAAUUAGAACCUAUGAAUCGUGUCAAAAUUAACUCAUCUUGAUGAAUGGCUAUGCCAGUGCUCCAGUAAAAUUAGGAGUGGUUCAAAAAUGCAAAGUAAAAAACUUCACCCAGCCAUUACGCGUGUAUUUGUUCCACACCUGGCAACUUUCGUUCAACUAACAAAAUUCAGUUUGAUUUAAUUGCGAAUAUAGGUAAGAAAUGAAUAUCAAUCGCUCUUAGCUGUAUCACUGUUUGCCUGCCAGCAAACUGCGCAAGUUUUGUCCAUAACGUUGAAAACUUAAUUGUAGGAAUAGAUCAAAAGAUCCUGGGUUGAACGUUCGCAAGUUCGCAAUUCUUUCUUCAUUUAAAUUUUUAACGACAUAUGUAAUGAUUUGCUGUAUGCAUGAACCAUAUGGAAAUUUUUGUAGCAUUAAUUGUGUGACAUGAUGGAGCAAUGGGGAAAUAAAAUUAUAAUAAAAGUA
This is a messenger RNA of Cloeon dipterum, 1696 nucleotides long. Its product is annotated as chromobox protein homolog 5-like. The transcript has 6 exons. Lineage: Eukaryota; Metazoa; Arthropoda; Insecta; Ephemeroptera; Baetidae. Gene Ontology annotation, molecular function: chromatin binding. Gene Ontology annotation, biological process: chromatin organization; negative regulation of transcription by RNA polymerase II. The record is from RefSeq and is a predicted model, not a curated record. Gene Ontology annotation, cellular component: pericentric heterochromatin. The coding region runs from base 27 to 1094 and encodes 355 amino acids.